Molecule: messenger RNA, 2196 nt
Organism: Neodiprion fabricii
Lineage: Eukaryota; Metazoa; Arthropoda; Insecta; Hymenoptera; Diprionidae
Product: leukotriene A-4 hydrolase
Exons: 10
Coding region: 93-2030 (645 amino acids)
Biological process (GO): proteolysis; peptide catabolic process
Cellular component (GO): cytosol
Molecular function (GO): metallopeptidase activity; aminopeptidase activity; zinc ion binding
Source: RefSeq, a predicted model, not a curated record
GCAUCAUUCGGGGUAAGAAGCGAAGAAAAAACUGGAUGGUAAUCGGUAGAAAGUGGUUGAAGCGUAAUUGGAAUUUUGAAUAAUCCUAAAUCAUGGGAUUAGCGGUGCGUCCAUUUCUGAUACGCUCUCUGAAGUACAUUUCUUUCCUAACGUCAUUCAUUCCGGCUCAGUGGUCGGCAGCAGCAAACAUGUCGUUGAGUCCAGGAGAUCCAAAUUCCUAUUCACGGCCCGACUUAGCCGUGGUGACGCAUAUUGAUCUGCACCUGCGUGUGGAUUUUGACAAAAAAGUAUUGGUUGGAAGCGUUAUUUUGGAUGUUAAAAAAUCUGGGGAUACCAACGAAGUGAUUUUGGAUAACCGAGGGUUGACCAUUUCGACUGUGCUUAAUGUUGCCGAUGGUUCGCCAUUAGAGUUUGUCAAAGGGGAAUCAGUGACAUAUGGGUCAAAACUCAGCAUCAAACUGCCUCAAGUGCAAUCUCCAAAUAAUACAUAUAAAAUUGAAAUACAGUAUGCGACUUCGCCCAGUGCCAGUGGUUUACAAUGGCUAGAGCCAGAACAAACAGCGGGUGGAAAAUAUCCAUACAUGUUUUCACAAUGUCAGGCUAUUCAUGCCCGUUCUAUAUUGCCCUGCCAAGACACUCCGUCUGUGAAAGCGACCUAUACUGCUGAGAUAAAAGCACCAGCAAAUUUGACUGUCCUCAUGUCUGCUUUGCAUGACGGGAUAGUAGAAUCUGGUGGGGAUAUCAGAAUACACAAAUUUCACCAGCCAGUUCCAAUUCCUGUCUAUUUAAUUGCACUCGCUGUUGGAAAAUUAGUCUCCCAGAGAGUCGGCCCAAGAUCACAUGUCUGGGCGGAAAAGGAGCUCAUUGAGCAAAGUGCAUUUGAAUUUAGCGAAACAGAAACUAUGCUAAGAACUGCUGAAGAUAUUUGUGGCCCUUACGUUUGGGAAAUUUAUGACUUGUUGAUUUUACCACCGAGCUUUCCAUUUGGUGGUAUGGAAAAUCCUUGUUUAACUUUUGUAACACCGACUCUCUUGGCUGGGGAUCGUUCUCUGGCUGAUGUGGUUGCUCAUGAAAUAGCUCACAGCUGGACUGGAAACUUGGUGACAAAUGCAAACUUUGAACACUUUUGGCUAAAUGAGGGAUUCACUAUGUUCGUUGAACGAAAAAUACAGGGGAGAAUACAUGGUGAUAAAUUUCGGGACUUUUCAGCUAUUAGAGGGCUCAAGGCGUUACGUGAAACUAUUGCAGUAUGUGGUGAAACUGAUCUACUUACAUACCUUGUGCCAAACUUGAUAGGCAUGGAUCCUGAUGAUGCUUUUUCAACGGUACCCUAUGAAAAAGGUCACACAUUUGUGUACUACAUCGAGCAGCUUCUCGGAGGACCAGAAGUGUUUGAACCAUUUUUGAAAUCUUAUUUGAACACAUAUAAGUACAAAAGUAUAGUGACAUUAACUUGGAAAGGGUAUUUAUAUGAUUACUUCAAGGACAAAGUUGAUGUCCUAAACUCUAUUGAUUGGGAUACAUGGCUUUACAGACCAGGGAUGCCCCCUGUAAUCCCAGCGUAUGACACAACUUUGACACAAGUGUGCAGAGAAUUAGCAGAUCGGUGGCUUCAUUGGGACGAAAAUACAACAAGCCCAUUCAACGCGUCAGAUAUCACAAAAUUAAGUUCAAAUCAAAAGAUUGAAUUUCUGGCUGAAUUAUUACUAGCCAAUGAAACGUUAUCACAAAAAAAGUUAGAAGUUAUGAAUCAAGUGUACAAGUUCGAUCCUAUGAAAAAUUCAGAAAUCAGAUUUCAAUGGAUACGUUUGUCACUCAAGGGUCGCUGGAGAGCCAAAGUAUCACUUGCGUUAACCUUUGUAACGGAACAAGGACGUAUGAAAUUUAUUAGACCGAUUUACCGAGACUUAUAUGCAUGGGAAGAGGUCCGCCAACAAGCCAUUGAUACAUUUUUGGCAAACAAACAUAAAAUGAUGUAUGUCAGCGCUCAUGCAGUGGCCGAAGAUUUGUGUCUAAACAGUGAUGUGUGAAUGAUGUUGAUGUAUGAGCUUAUGACCAUAAAAUACCACUUGCUGAAUAAUCGGACAAAAUGGUUAUCUUGAUAUAAAUAAUUUGUAUGAUGCUUUUAAUACUUUAUACAUGGUGGGAAGAUGAUAACAAAUAGUUACGUGUUGGAAUAUAUAAUUUUACUACCUA